AAAAGAGGUGGCUCUUAAUAACCGGUGGGCUUGUGCCGUAUUGCUUUAGCUGAAGACUCGCCUGAUCGUUCGGACAUCGGUUGUGAGACACAACAGCUAGUUCGAUUGAAACCAGCCCAGCGCUCAGUUAAUUGAUUUAUAAUGAGUUAUCCAAUCUGACGAAAUCAUCGCAGGAGAACACGAUAAGUUAGAUAUUCAAGCUCAAACGCCCCAAUAUUCCAAAAUACAUGACUGGAUGAUCUUUCUGCACGACAACGCUCGGCCACAUGCAAAUGUUGCCAAGAAAGCUUCAUCUGAACAAAAAAUGUUCCCUGCAUCGUUACAGAACAUGAGAACGCGUAAUCCGUAUGUUGCUUCGAAGCCCAUUUGCUUGGGGAAUAAGUCCGUAAGAUAAACGUUAUCAUAUACGUCGUCAUACGCUUGGCGCAUUGGAUAUUGUUAAAAAGAUAAACUAGUUGGCGAAUAACUGCUAAUUACUCCACCCACUGAAAUCGUUUCCAACUAAUCCAAUCAGAACUGGUUCAUGGGGAAAACUUCGAAUAAUAGGAUUUGUGACUCUUCAAAUGGUGAUGCCCAUACUAAACCACCCUAAGGCACAACAUAUACCACUACCAGCCCAUCACGCGAAAGGUAACUAGCCUGCCGACAGAAGGAAUAUGCGAACGAAUUGCAGUCAAUGGUCAGUGUGUGUGCGUUCGCAUGCAAGUGGUGUCGAACAGAUCUCGCGAGCUAUGUUGCUGCUUUUCACCAUCGGAAGGAAGUUUACAUACAUCAGCGCAACAUAGAGCACCGAAAGAGGCAGACAACAUUUGCCAACAUUAGACAUUGUUUUUUUUCGACAUUCGCAAAUCGUUUUCAGUUCAGCCAUCCGUAGCUGCGUUUCUGUUGUGCAGUGAAUAACAAGACGAAAUCGAACGAUAUUUGCUGUGUGAUUAGGUGUCCACAUUGAAGGUGAUGACGAUUUGUACCUAUCACCAUCAUCAUCCGCACGAGCAAGUCAUAAACAACGCACACAUCUCGCCGCUAUCUCCUACGUAGGAGCCCAUAGUGGAAACGUGACCUGUGAUAUUGUGUGCUCUAAAUUAUUCAUUUUGAAUCACCUUGUGAUAGCAUUGGAAAAAAUCUUGCCUUUCUCAGAAGUAAAUUGUGAAAAGCAUGCCCACGACAACUGUUGCCCCGGUGCAAUCACCUAUCUCGCUUUGCCAGCGAUCGACUAGUUUUAAGGAUGGCGUACAGCCCCUGGAAUAUUUCGGCCACUGUGAUGGGCAAGGCCGUGCCAAAAUAGUCAACAAUGGAGCGUCUGCCAUGAUAACAUUUUCCGAGCGGCAUUUCCAACCAUUCAUCAUCGGUGGACCACUGGACAACAAGUACAUUUUCGAGCAGCUGCACUUCCACUGGGGCGUCGAGGAUGACUCCGGGUGUGAACACAUCCUCGAAGGUAACACGUACUCGAUGGAGGCUCACGCAGUGCACUACAACGCCAAGUAUGGAAGCUUCCAGGAGGCGGUCGACAAACCGGAUGGCCUAGCGGUGACCGGGUUUUUCGUGCAUGCCUACGGUGAUACGGAUUGCAAGGAGUUCGAGAAAAUCAUCAAUGGAAUCAAGUACAUCAAGAUGCCUAAUUCCGAAGCGGAAAUUGAUGCGGACUGCCUUUCGUGGAUGGGAUUGCAAGAUCUUAGUAGGCAUUACUAUUCUUACAAGGGAUCACUGACCACACCACCAUUCUACGAGAGUGUCACGUGGAUAGUGUACAAGACACCCAUCUACGUGUCCCGGGCACAAAUCGCUGCAUUCCGAGAGCUACAAUCCUGCCCAAAGGACGCGAACAAGAAGAUCGUGAACAACUAUCGGGAAGUUCAAGUGCCUAAGGUUAGCCCGGAGGUUAUCUUCGUGAGGAACAGUGGUCGCCUGCGCUCUAAACUGUGAACUGGGAAGUUCAUCAGAUUUUUAUAAUUUGUAUCAUAUUGAUAAGUUGACUAUUUGUAAUGGACGAGAAUUGUUGGGAAAAUAAAGUGUAGAUCGCCGGAUU
This is a messenger RNA of Toxorhynchites rutilus septentrionalis, 2029 nucleotides long. It is a transcript of the gene CAH3, whose product is annotated as carbonic anhydrase 2. The transcript has 6 exons. The record is from RefSeq and is a predicted model, not a curated record. Lineage: Eukaryota; Metazoa; Arthropoda; Insecta; Diptera; Culicidae. Gene Ontology annotation, cellular component: cytoplasm. The coding region runs from base 1156 to 1926 and encodes 256 amino acids. Gene Ontology annotation, molecular function: carbonate dehydratase activity; zinc ion binding.